This is a messenger RNA of Sphenostylis stenocarpa, 1635 nucleotides long. Lineage: Eukaryota; Viridiplantae; Streptophyta; Magnoliopsida; Fabales; Fabaceae. The record is from the annotation of a GenBank genome assembly.
AUGCUGCCGAGACAUGUUCAAAGUCUUGGUAAUCUCCUUGAGAGAGUUAGACAAGUUCAUGUUACAACACUCAGAGGUAUACAUACGCAUUUCUGUCUUUCAUACUCUACUGUGUCGACUUCCAAUGAGCUGCCAAGAAAGCUCAACAAGUCUGAGAGAAAACCACCAGUGACAAGUUUUAAUGAGCUUAAGCGCGAAGCUAGACUGAAGAAAAAGGAGAAACAAAAGGUGCAUGAGAUUGUAUUACAACCUCCUGAAAAUGGCUUGUUGGUUAAGCAUCUGAUUCCUAUUGCUCAUGAAGUUAUUGCUGCCAGAUGUGAACUAUUGUCUAGUAUUUCAAAACUCAUCAACUACACUGCUAUUUAUACAUGCAGCUUAUGUGGAGAAGUUCAUGUUGGUCAUCCUGCACAUAAAGUUAGAACAUGUGAUGUUAGAGGAAGUCCGUCAAGCAAAGAACAUAGUUGGAUCAAAGGUGGUGUUGAACAUGUUCUGCCACUUGUAGAGUCUUUUCAUCUGUAUGAUAGAAUAGGGAGGGCUGUUUCGCAUAAUGAAAUGCUUGAAGUGGACCGAAUUCCAGCAGUUGUGGAAUUGUGUGUUCAGGCAGGUUUUGACAUACCUGAGUACCCUACCAGGAGAAGGACCUUCCCUGUUUACUGUGUUGCUGGUAGGAUUAUUGAUUUUGAGAAAAGAUUUCCGAAAGAAAUUUCUGUUGGGGAAGAUAUAGAAGCACAUGGAUUUUGGUAUAAGAAAAAACGUUUCAAUGAAGACACAAAUUCUAUGGUGAUGCAUUCUGAUGAUAUCCAAGCUAUUGCUGUUCAAGGCAUGAAAGCCUGGGAAAAAAUGCGCACAGGAGCUUCAAAACUUAUGGAGAAGUAUGCUGUUCAAACUUGUGGAUAUUGUCCGGAGGUACAAGUGGGACCAAAAGGUCAUAGAGUACGAAAUUGUCAAGCUUUCAAACACCAGAUGAGGGAUGGGCAACAUGCAUGGCAGGAGGCAACAAUUAAUGAUCUGGUACCUCCAGUAUAUGUCUAUCACAUUCGGGAUCAGCAACCUAGGAAACCUUUAGUAAAUGAGUUGAAAAGGUACUAUGGUAUGCUGCCUGCAGUGGUUGAACUAUUUGCUCAGGCUGGGGCACCAGUUGGACAGAAUUAUGCAUGUAUGAUGAGGGAAGAUGUUGUAAUCCCUGAAAUGGAUGAGGAAAAGUCAAAAGACUUGUUGGCAAAUGCACUGAAAAAGGAGGAGAAAAUUUCUUUCUUGCCAAAUAUGGAGGAAGAGAGUAUAAAAGGAACUUCAGAGAUUGGCAAUAACCGUAAAUUAGUUCCUGGGUUCCACCGCCAUCAAAUUGCAGAGCAGGUAUAUCCUUUGGAAUGUUUUUGCUGGAAUUUUGACAGUCCACUCAUUGUUGUAUUUGCUGGAAUAUACCUUGAUUGUGUUGAGUGGAUGAUUGCUAUACAAUUUUUUUCUGAAUUACUUCCUGUAAUUUCCAUCUCUCCAACAUCAAAACAGUACAGAUCCCUCAAGAAAGGAACUCUAAUAAGAAAGACUCAACCUAAUCAGAACCACAUCAUUGAGCCGCUUUUAAACCCGUCUGCCAUUGAACAACAAUACCAUUUGGAUGGCUUUCUCGCCCUCUAA